Messenger RNA from Platichthys flesus (European flounder), 1195 nucleotides. RefSeq names its product zona pellucida sperm-binding protein 3-like. NCBI's taxonomy places the organism in Eukaryota, Metazoa, Chordata, Actinopteri, Pleuronectiformes, Pleuronectidae. Bases 32 to 931 code for a protein of 299 amino acids. The record is from RefSeq and is a predicted model, not a curated record. The transcript is spliced from 9 exons. Gene Ontology annotation, molecular function: acrosin binding. Gene Ontology annotation, biological process: egg coat formation; binding of sperm to zona pellucida; positive regulation of acrosome reaction. Gene Ontology annotation, cellular component: extracellular matrix.
CUUCCACAGUACCCAUCCUGCGUGUUGAGUCAUGAUGGCUUUGUUUUGCCAAGGGGUGCUGCUCGCCAUCCUGGUAGCUGCCAUGUCAGUUAAUGCAGACAUGAAAGUGGACUGCAGGCCUGAUUAUAUGACGCUGGUGUGGAGAGAGAGCAGGAACCCGGUCGACCCCUCGCUCUUUCGUCUCGGUAACUGUCUUCCCACCAGCUUCUCGGGCGGGGAGGCCGUUUUCACUGUGGGCUUCAACGACUGCAACUUCAGGAGACUGGUCACUGGGAAUCAUCUAAUGUACAGCAAUGACCUGAUGUACAUCUCCUCUCCAGACUCCAACGAACUCCCCUUCACUCACCCAGUUGUGUGUUCCUAUGAGAGGCCUAAAGAUUGGUACCCCCCCACCUACGACCCUGUGUUUAAUACAUUUGGUCAAGGAGAGAUGGUUUUUCAUAUUGGACUAAUGAAUGAGGAUUUCUCAGGCCCUGCUGAAUCCACCACUUUUCCUCUGGGCUCCUUCAUACCCAUCAUGGCGAGUGUGGAGCUAAACUUCCAUCAGCCCUUGCUGCUGCUUCUUGAUGAAUGUGUUGCUGCCGCCACGCCAGAGCUGACUCCUGGAAGUGAUUUAUACCCAAUAAUCACAAAUAAGGGAUGUCUUGUGGACAGCAAAACCUCCCGUUCAAAAUUUGAACCAAGGCAAAAGUCAUCUGAGAUCCAACUGUCCCUUCAAGCCUUUAAGUUUGCCAUUGGAAAAGAGGUGUAUUUGCACUGCCAACUUGUGGCUUGGGAUCCUGUUGGGCUUGACCACACAAAGAAGGCCUGCAACUACAUCAAAAAUCGCGGCUGGGAGCUUAUGGAUAACCCUGCAUAUAGCAACCUAUGUGACUGCUGUGAGUCAACCUGCAAGUCCAGGAGGAUCAGGAGUACUGCCUCGGGUAUGUAAACCAUCUGUGACGUGUUUGGAUUAAACUGGUCUCAUUUUACUGAUGGUCCAAAGGUGUUUGUGUAACAGGGAAGCUUGGGGUGGUAAAGAAAGCCGUCCUCGGUCCUUUCACAAUCACUGAGAACCCCUGAAGCAUCAAACAAUGAAUUCAUCUGAAGGACUGGCUCCGACAAUCUGACUUGGUUUUUAUUGUUUCCAGCUUUGAAAAGCUUGGUUGCCUCUUUGCAUUUCAGAUUUGAUGCCAUUAAAGAUGUAUCCAUUCAA